AUGCCCCCGCCGAGGACCAGCUUCACGGCGCCUCACCACCAAGUCAUCCGCCUCCUCGACUCCCACGACCUCCCCGCCGCGGCGCGCCUGGCGGCCGCGCACCCCUCGUCCCCCGUCUCCCUCGCCGCCGUCCUGCUCCGCCACCCGCCGCCCCGCCUCGGAUACUGCCUCCACGCCCGCGCCGCGCGCGCGGGCGUCCUCGCCGACCGCUACGUCGCCAACGCCCUCCUCGCCUUCUACCUCCGCCUCCCGCGCCACCUCCCGCACGCGCUCAGGGCGUUCGACGACCUGCCUCGCCGCGACGUCGUCGCGCACUCCUCCAUCCUCGCCGCGUUCCUGCGCGCGGGGCUUCCCCGGCGCGCGCUCCACUCCCUCAGGUCCAUGGUCGCCGGCGCGGACGGCGUCUCCCCCAGCGCCCACGCGUUCUCGGCCGCCGUCAAGGCCUGCGCCAUGCUCCGCGACCGCAACGCGGGCGCCUGCCUCCACGGGAGCAUCCUUGUCCGGGGAUUCAGCGACGACGACAUCGUGCUGAGCGCGCUAGUGGACAUGUAUGGCCACACCCUCUCACCAGGAGACGCGCGGAAGGCGUUCGAGGAAAUGCGCGCCCCGGACGGGAUAUGCUACACCUCACUGAUAUCAGCGUUCGUGCGGAACGAUUGGUUCGAGGAGGCCGUGAGGUGGUUCCGGACUAUGGUCAUGACGCGUGGGGUCGAGCCGGAUGGCUGCACGUUUGGUUCGAUGAUGACGGCGCUGGGGAACCUGAGGAGAAUCAGUCAAGGCCGCGAGGCGCAUGCCCAGGUAGUCACCCGUGGCCUAUGUGGUAAUAAUGUGAUCGUGGAGAGCAGCACGCUGGACAUGUACGCCAAGUGCCGGAUGAUGCCGGAGGCGCGCAAGGUGUUUGACAGGAUGCAGGUCAGGAAUGCGGUUUCAUGGUGUGCGUUGCUCGGUGGGUACUGCCAGAACGCGGAGUACCAGAAGGUUCUCGCGCUAUUUCGGCAGAUGGAUAAGGAGUACGAUGACUUGUAUAGUUUGGGGACUGUUCUGAGGGCAUGUGCUGGUCUAUCUUCUGUGAAGCCGGGAAAAGAGAUCCAUUGCCGGUUUCUGAGGAACGGUGGCUGGAGAGACGUGGUUGUUGAGUCCGCACUUGUAGACCUAUAUGCAAAAUGUGGCGCUCUAGACUACGCUUACAGAAUCUUCGAGGCGAGCAGUGUCCGUAAUACGAUUACUUGGAAUGCCAUGAUUUGCGGCUUCGCUCAGAAUGGCCAUGCCGAGGGAGCGAUCAAUCUGUUCAAUCGGAUGGUCAGGGAAGGAGCCAGGCCUGACUACAUCAGUUUCAUUGGUGUUCUUUUUGCAUGUAGUCAUACUGGAAUGGUUGAACAAGGACGGAACUACUUCAACUCUAUGAGCAAGGACUAUGGCAUUGCCCCUGGAAUCGAACACUACAAUUGCAUUGUUGAUCUUCUCAGCAGAGUAGAACUGCUGGAAGAGGCUGAAGAUCUGAUAAAUAAGUCACCCUUCAGAGAUGAUUCCUCCUUGUGGGCAGCAAUCCUUGGCGCUUCUGCCACACAUUCUAACCCAGAUGUAGCAGAAAGGGUUGCCAAGAAAAUGAUGGAGCUAGAGCCUCAGUACCACUUGAGCUACGUUCUUCUUGAAAAUGUGUACAGAACAGUUGGACGGUGGGAAGAUGCUUCAGAGAUAAGGAAGUUGAUGCAAUCAAGAAAGGUGAAAAAGGAACCCGGGACGAGCUGGAUUGAUGUAAACAGAAGUAAAUUACAUGUAUGGAAUGGUAAAGGCGCACCUUCAGAACUUGUUGCCUCUGAGGACAUCAUCACAGAUGACAGAAGCCCAUAACAUUGUUAUGUGUUUUUGGUUUGUUGGCGAUGAUGUCCUCUGAUUGGUGCUCAUGAGUCAUUCUGAGCCAGAUUUUGGGAUGAAUUUAAGCAGUGUUCCCAAAAGGCUCUACUUGCAGGGGUGAAAAUUGACACCAGGUGGCAUCUUACAAAGUCCAGCCUGUAAAUUGAUUGAAAUCGUGAAUAAUUUGCUCAGCGAAUAUAGUCUUGUGUGCUUGGCGGCAUAUGGUUUUUAUGAGUGCAGUGCCAGAGACUUGUUAGAAAGGCCAGGCUUGGAUGUAUGGGUUGGCCUCAGCCAGCAUGAACACAAAAGUGGAACUGUCAGGCAAGCUGUCCACAUGUUGGCCACUUUUUCUCCCCUGAUAUCUGCUUACAGAGAUGAAAUGCUUGCUUCCAGUACUUGCGGAUAGCAUAGUUAGUAGCAUUUAACCUGUUAUUAAUCCAGCUGCAAAGGCUUUUGGGAUUGCUUUGUGUACUUUCUUCAGAGGCAUCUGUGUGUCUUGAGCUUGAAUUCAUCUUCGACAUGCAUGACAUAUACAAUAAUCUCAAAUCAGCUUCUGCGUUUUACGCUUGGCUCUCUAGCACGAUGAGCUCUGUGGAGCUUGACCUGAUCACAUCACUUGUGUAUAUGACAGAG
Lolium rigidum is the source of this 2487-nucleotide messenger RNA. Its product is annotated as pentatricopeptide repeat-containing protein At1g03540-like. Gene Ontology annotation, biological process: RNA modification. Bases 1 to 1851 code for a protein of 616 amino acids. The transcript is spliced from 2 exons. Gene Ontology annotation, molecular function: protein binding; RNA binding. The record is from RefSeq and is a predicted model, not a curated record. Lineage: Eukaryota; Viridiplantae; Streptophyta; Magnoliopsida; Poales; Poaceae.